ACAGAAAGCAAAACCGCGGACACGAGGGGAGUAAAAGUUUUGUUUACCGCAACUUUGAAAGAAUAUGUUUAUAUUUUUAUUAUAUUUACGUUAUUGUGUGAACGACCCUGAGAGUGUAUUUUUGAGUUGAGCGACCCUGUGUGGCUUUUAAAGGCAGCAUACAAAUACGGAAAAUACAUAAACAAGAGGUAAGAAGACACCUUCUUAUACUAGGUAGGAUCCAUUAAGUUCCUUAACUGGGGGAGGCGUGUGUGCAAUCACGCCUGACACAGCGGAUGCAGCUGCCGGCGCGUCACUUUCUGAAAACGAAAACGAAAUCGGCUGAGCGUGCAGCACGUGACGCUGAAACAGAACUUUCUAAACAAGUAAUACCAGAAGGUGUUUGAUCGCCGAAGAGGAUCAAGACUUUGGUGAGACCCAGCGCCAUCGUCGAAGUUAGCAAGUAUUCAGGAGGAAAAUGCAGCUGAAGUUCGAAACAGCCAUUGCUAAGCCCAGCACAGCCCAGGGUUGGUGGCAGAGAUGCAGCCCGUGCCUGUGGUGCCUGAGUAAUCUCUCCCUGGCAAUUGGUUACAUUGCUUUGCUGUUUUAUUCCCUCGUCUGGGGAGCUGGGGAUAUUGUGAAUCUUCCCACGAAAAGAAUUGGCUUCUACAACUUCUGUCUGUGGGACCAGGAAACAGAAAAACUGCACUGUCUCAAGCCCAAGGAGUUGGAGAAGAUGGGUAUCAGCUUGAACGUGUUGGUGUUAUCACGGUUCUUUGUGUAUACCAUGCCAGUCUUGGGCCUGUUUGUGGGCACUAUGGUCUUGCAGGCCUUGUGCCUUAAAGACAGAGCUGUGUGGAAACUGGCCGGUUUUGUUUUGUUAAUCUGUGAUUUGAUUUUGCCUGUUGGUCUGGCUUUGUUUUUAUUCCACCUUCAGCAGUGGAUUCAUUUCUCAGAAUUUGGUGAGGUUUUUACAAUGCUAUUGGGGGCUCAUAUUUUACUCUUGUUCCAUGUGAUCAUUAUUGCUGUAUAUCUUGCAUAUUUCAAAGAAACUCUUCCCAGAAGACAAUUAUAUUCUGAAAGGAGCAUCCCAUAAGAACAUGAAGUAUCUACUUGCCUAUCAAAUACUGGGGUGGGAUGAAAAGUUAAGUGUAUAGCAAUCACUCUCCUUUUCCAGAUAGAGGGUGAGUUGAAUACAGGCAUUAUUAUCCCGUGAGUAUACUAGGUAAAGGGGUGAUAUUCCUUCCCAGCACACUGAUGCAUUUGUUUCCGCCUCAGUUUUAAAUGCCAGGGACCGGAUUGCUUCCUUGAUGCCUUCAGAAUGGUUGCAGCCUUUUAGGCUGUUUCAACAGCAGCUGACUUAGGUACUUGUCAGAGCUGAAACUUUUUGGUGUCUAAACUAGCAAUGCCUGCACCACUUCCUGCACCAAGUUCUAAAUGGAAGAUAAACUAUGACUGCAACUACUUUUCGGGUCACCUGCUUUGUGAAGAGAGAUUUCACAGUUGUACUGAGAAAUACAGAAUGUAAGAUGCAACGGGUGCCUCACACGCUGACUCUGAAGAAACUUGUGCCAUUAAUUUUCCUCUCCUUUAAGGAGGAGACCUAUAUACUGCUUGGAAAAAGCAAUCUUUUGUUCUACUACUGCUGUGCUAAUAUUAUACAACAUUUAUUUUUUUCAAUGAGUCCUAGCGUAGGAAGACUGUUCUUUUACAACUUUUAUUGAACAAGAAAUUGCAAUAAUUCCUACUUUCCAAUAUGCUAUGAUGGUAUGAUUUUGUUAGUCUCUGAAUUUUAAUGAAAGUUAGGUUAAAAAGUGGUGCCAAUUCUACUGGAAUUUCUGCUCAAGAACUGCUGCUGCUAACCCAUCUAUUCACACGACAGACCAGAGGAUUUUGGAAGCAGAAGCAAGCCCAUUCCAAGCCAAAAGGGAUCAUAAGCUCCAAAAACAAGCUUAACUAGAUGCAGAGGCAGACUGGGCUGUUCCCUUUUGUGUACCAGCCCGGUGUCCUCCAGUGGUAGUAGACUGCACCACCAGAAUUUGUAGCCACCUUGGAUAAUCAUACACAUUAUUAAAAGCAGAAGACUGCUUUACAUUCAAUUCUUAUACAGUGUGUCUUAGUCAACGGUAUUCUCCAGACAUCCAGCUGGUAUGACUGCAGUGUCAAUACUCUGGUGUCUGAUAACAGUGGUAGCAUAAGUUAUAUUCCAGCAUGUACUUGUUACUCCAUGAAAGAAGGAGGCUUUUCAUAGACCAUAAUUACUAAGUGUGACUAAAAUUACGAACUUUUUUGGAAAGCUUAAGAAAGCUACCUGAAAAUUGCUGGAUCUGCUUUUUCAACCAUCUUUCUGCUGGAGACCAAUCACUUUUUCAUUAAAAUUAAAGUGUUAUUAAUCAUUA
Varanus komodoensis (Komodo dragon) is the source of this 2378-nucleotide messenger RNA. RefSeq names its product transmembrane protein 140 (gene TMEM140). NCBI's taxonomy places the organism in Eukaryota, Metazoa, Chordata, Lepidosauria, Squamata, Varanidae. The coding region runs from base 458 to 1075 and encodes 205 amino acids. The record is from RefSeq and is a predicted model, not a curated record. The transcript has 2 exons.